Messenger RNA from Alosa alosa (allis shad), 1012 nucleotides. RefSeq names its product ankyrin repeat domain 37 (gene ankrd37). NCBI's taxonomy places the organism in Eukaryota, Metazoa, Chordata, Actinopteri, Clupeiformes, Clupeidae. The record is from RefSeq and is a predicted model, not a curated record. The transcript is spliced from 4 exons. The coding region runs from base 158 to 667 and encodes 169 amino acids. Gene Ontology annotation, molecular function: protein binding.
GCGGCAACAUCUAGGCUACAUGUGCAUCUGUUUUUCUGCCAGAGAUACCUAAGCUACGAGAGGAGGAAGACCCUUUCUACGAGACGCGUCUCUAGGAAUAAGCUUCUCAAGACUAAUACGUUCAAUCUUGUUUGUGUGAAAGGGAUUCGAUUGCACCAUGUUGCUGCUGGAUUCAGAUUCACAGAUGGACUGUUCUGACAACUUAUUUCAAGCCGGGUACGCAGUGAACUCCGGUGGGGACAGCUGGGGACAGUCUCCCGCGCAUCUAGCAGCUUUCGGCGGACAGGCCUUUUGCCUGCUCUGGCUUCUGCAGACAGGAGCAGACGCUAACCAACAGGACAUCUCUGGGGAGACGCCUGUUCACAAAGCCGCCCGAACGGGGAGCCUAGAAUGCCUCAGCGCUCUAGUGGCCAGCGAUGCCCAACUUGAGAUUUGUAACAACGAUGGUAAGACUGCGGAGGAUGUGGCGUUGCAAUACGGCUUCACAGAGUGCGGUCGCUUCCUAAGCACGCUGCGUCUCGCGCGACACCGCAAAGGCUGCAUUGGUGUGCCGGGUGAGAGCACGCAUGUAGCACGGCCCGAUACACUCAGCUGCACAGCGGCCGGACAGAAAAGGGCGCGGGUCAGUCCUGACGCCCAAGACGGAAAGAAAUCUCGUGAUUGGUGACGUAUUACACCAGAAAAAAGGGAAACUGAGCAAGUGUCAGCCAUAAUAGCUCCGCACCACAGCUGAGGAAGUGUCACCCAGCUCCGCUGAGAAGGACUGCUAACGCACUCUCUACCCGCCCAGUCCAUCCCCAUGGCUGCACUAUCAAUAAGGAGAUUCGAUCCCAUGUGAGGGAGGACAAUAUGUCCAUGGGCGGUUUAUGAAAUUUCGGGCCCCUUGGCCCAGAUGUACUAAGGGCCCCCCACUAAUUGUCGUAUAUGUGGGAGGGGGAGUUUGGGGGUCCUCCCCCAGAAUUUUUUUAAUUUGUUUGUGAUGUGAUUUCCUGUAUUCUGGUGCAUUUUGGGG